UCGAAUCCCCGCCCGCCCACAGCGCCUACCCUUUCACCUCCGAGCAAUUGGGUCGGGCUGUUAAGCGGGCGAGCGCAGAAGCUUCGUGUCUUGCCCGUGCUGCGCCUGCGCGGCAUUUGAGCUUCGAGGGGCGUGGAUUUGCUGAAGCUGGAAAACCGGUGGUGGUCCUGAAAGGAAACAGGGAGCGCGAGCUUUUUAAAAAAACAACAGCAACAACUCAAAACAGGCAGAUGGAUGUGGGCAGCGUUGCUCAGGGGGUGGAGCAGGCGACCCCGGAGGAGAGGACGCAGGACUCGGAGCAGCAGCUGCAGCCUUCCAAGGAGGAGGAAGAGAAGGAAGAAGAGAAGCACAGGAAGCUCCUGUGUCUGGAAUUUACCUCCAUCAGCGGCAGCGAUCUAGCCGUUGCUCAGUGCUACCUGGCAGAGAAUGACUGGGAUAUGCAGAGAGCGCUGAAUUCUUAUUUUGAGCCGCCUCUUGAGGAGCAACCUAUGGACGCGAUGCCAGAGCCUCUCCCGGUGGAGGGGACCCUCAUUGACCUAACUGAUGAAUCGACCACCGGCAACGUCUCUGCUGCUGUUAAAGAGGCGGGUCUUAGCCCCAAAGAGGAUGACGGCACAUUUUCUUUAAUUACCUGGAAUAUAGAUGGCCUGGAUUUAAAAAACCUGCAAGAUAGGGCACGAGGAGUUUGCUCCUAUCUCGCUUUGUACAGUCCAGAUGUGGUAUUUCUACAGGAGGUUAUUCCACCAGUUUUAUGCUAUCUACAGAAGAGAGCCAUCAGUUACACAAUUAUUCCAGGUAAUACAGACGGUUAUUUCACGGCCAUAAUGUUAAAAAAAUCAAGAGUCAGAGUUUUAAAAGAAGAAAUAACACCUUUCCCUACCACCUCCAUGAUGAGAAAUUUAUUAGCAGUACAUGCAACCAUAUCUGGCAAUGACCUCUGCCUUAUGACUUCGCAUCUGGAGAGCACGAAGGGUCAUAAUGAAGAACGCUUGAGUCAGUUGAAACGGGUGCUUGCCAAAAUGACGGAGGCCCCAGAGUCCACUACUGUGAUUUUUGGAGGAGAUACAAAUCUCAGAGACAAAGAGGUUGCUAAGCUUGGUGGUUUGCCUGACAACAUUCUGGAUGUUUGGGAAUUUUUGGGGAAGCCAGAACAUUGCCGCUACACGUGGGAUACAACCCAAAACACUAACUUAGAUGCACGUUACAAGUGCAGAUUGCGGUUUGAUCGCCUCCUCCUCCGAGCUGCUUCUACUGACGGACAAAUUGUUCCUAAGAGUUUGGAUUUAAUUGGGCUGGAAAAACUGGACUGCGGCAGAUUUCCUAGCGAUCACUGGGGUCUGCUUUGCAAUUUUGAUGUGGUACUAUAAGGGGAGGAAAUGAUUUCCACGUGGUGUAUGAAAGACACCGUUACAUUUACAACCUUUCCUGUUUCCACCCCACAUCCUGCUAUAUUUUAAACCAAUUCUGGGAUUGGUUCAAAUUUAUACCCUCCAGUAGUAAUACACUAAUCCUUGCCCAGUGAAAGGGUGGGGAGAAGACUUUUAAAUCUAUACUCUUAAAUUCCUUCCAAUUUAUAGGUACUCCAGGAUAUAUUUCCCUUCCAAGUUUCAAUUCCUGUGCAAAAUAGAUAAAUGAAAAUGCUAGCCAUAUAAUACUAUUUCAGUCUUAAAUUGAAUAAAGAAUAAUUCAACCCACCUUUUCAUAAUCUGAUAUUGAACUUAAUAAAGGUAGGCUUGAAGGAUUUUUUUUAUUUAAACCACUGUUUUCAGGUAGCAGAGUUGGAAAAAUAGCCAAUUGUUUUAAGGGGAGGGGGGAAGUAACCGACUUUCUAUGGGCUGGUAAUCUUAGAACAAUUGUUACAUUGCUGAAGUGUCAUAUCAUUUCCUGUCUGUGAAGAAGGGGAAUGUUUUUUCAGGAUGAGCAAGGCUUGAGUUAGAGAUCGGCAUUAUGGGUACUCGAUGAUUCCCAUGCACCAGUAGGGUGCCCAAGCCUUGGAGCCUUCUGAUGCUGAUUCCCAUCAAACUUUCCAAAUUAGCAGGCAAUGAGAGGAGGUAUCCCCCCCCUACAUGUCUUAUUUUCUCUGGGAAGGAGUGUGACUUAGGCCCAAGGAGAGAGAACACUGAAUCAGCAGUGGUGAAAAGGACAAGGUGGAGUCCAAUGGAAACAUACUGGCAAAAAUGCUAGGACCAGCACUGAUGGUAACAACUCUUAAAAGUCAGCAAUCCUAAAAUAGAUCUGAUCAUGUAAUCAAACCAGGUAACAAAGGAAUUGCCUCCUUACCAAUGUAUUUUCUCCUGGAGGUCUGCAGCCCACAGAACAGAAGGUAGUGAUCAUUGGUUGUUUUGAAGCCCCAACAGCAAGGUAUGAUUGCCGAUGGAUAGGUAAUUUGCAGUAUUCCCUCUACGCACUUGCAGUUUCCUACCGUAAGUCACUGUGUGCUUGCAAGGAAUUCUGAAUUCCUGCCACUUUUGCAUGUCGAAAAUAGUCCUGCUACUAUAUCUGUAGGCAGGAUGUGAUGUCUGCAGACUUGCUUAUCUCAGCAUGAAAGAGAGAUGAGUCUCUUUGCAGGGCUGUCAUGCAGAAGACUGUUGUCUGUUUGUCCAGGAGGCAGAAGCAGGACCUGGUAAGGAAGCAGAUUUCAUAGGAACAUUGGAAGCUACCUUACACUAAAUCAGACCAUUGUUCAGUCUAGCUCGAUAUUAUCUACACCAGGUGUGGAGAAGCUUUGGGCCUUCGGAUAUUGCUGAACUACAACUCCCAUAAUUUUGUUUUCUGCUGCUCCAGAGAAGCGGACACGGAGCAAUGGAUUCAAACUUCAAGAAAGAAGAUUCCACCUAAACAUUAGGAAGAACUUCCUGACAGUAAGAGCUGUUCGACAGUGGAAUUUGCUACCAAGGAGUGUGGUGGAGUCUCCUUCUUUGGAGGUCUUUAAGCAGAGGCUUGACAGUCAUAUGUCAAGAAUGCUUUGAUGGUGUUUCCUGCUUGGCAGGGGGUUGGACUGGAUGGCCCUUGUGGUCUCUUCCAACUCUAUGAUUCUAUGAUAAUUCCUGGCUAUUAUUAGCGUUGCUUGCUGGAGCUGAUGGGACCUGUAAGUUCUGACUGGCAGUGUUUCUCCAAGGUGUUUAGGAUUUGCAUGCAAAGCAGAUGCUCUGCUACGGUACUGAGCUAGGAGAAACUUCCUAAUUAUGAGAGCUGUUUGAUAGUGGAGCUGGCCAUCUCGGGAGGUUGUGGUGGAGCCUCCUUUGAUGGGGGUACUUAAACAGGCUGGUCAGAAAAGAUCUGGAUUAUUUUUGGACUACAACGAUUGGGUUUCAUUGACUAGAAAGGCAGUAAUUAUCGAUGAUCAGAACCCUCAAAAUUCCUCAGAAUUUGAAGCAUGGGAAGUCAAUAAAUUUUAUAAUUUGGCAUAAUAUUGGGAUUAAUGGAUAUGCAUUUGUAUCAUUUGGAAUAAUUGGUAUGAUAUAAUUGGUUGUAAGUGAAAAAUUUAAUAAAAAUUGAUUUGAAAAUAAAUAAAUAAACAGGCUGGUCAGCCCUCCAUUGAGGACGGUGUAGUUGCAGA
Molecule: messenger RNA, 3559 nt
Organism: Zootoca vivipara (common lizard)
Lineage: Eukaryota; Metazoa; Chordata; Lepidosauria; Squamata; Lacertidae
Gene: TDP2
Product: tyrosyl-DNA phosphodiesterase 2
Biological process (GO): double-strand break repair
Cellular component (GO): PML body; cytoplasm
Molecular function (GO): single-stranded DNA binding; protein binding; 5'-tyrosyl-DNA phosphodiesterase activity
Source: RefSeq, a predicted model, not a curated record